This is a messenger RNA of Solanum stenotomum, 3040 nucleotides long. RefSeq names its product putative late blight resistance protein homolog R1A-3. The transcript has a single exon. Lineage: Eukaryota; Viridiplantae; Streptophyta; Magnoliopsida; Solanales; Solanaceae. Gene Ontology annotation, biological process: defense response to other organism. Bases 53 to 2704 code for a protein of 883 amino acids. Gene Ontology annotation, molecular function: ADP binding. The record is from RefSeq and is a predicted model, not a curated record.
UCUUUUCCUUCAAUAAUUAUUUGUUCCAAUUCCUCUCCAUAUUGAUCACUUAAUGGCAGCUUAUAGUGCUGUAGUUUCUCUUCUUCAAACUCUUGAUCAACGAAAUCCAGAACUCUUUCAUGAUCACACUGUACAAACACUCGAUUUUAUUCAUGCUACUGCUGAAUAUUUUCAACAAGUCCUUGAAAAAAUUAGCAAGAAUAGUAGAUUUGACCAUGAAAAGAUCAAAUCUUUGGAGGAAAAAAUUAGAGUUGCUGCUAGUGAUGCAGAAGAUGUUGUUGAACUGAAAAUUCGUCAAAUCAUCAAAGAAUCAAGUUGGACAUUUGGAAUUUUACAACACCAGGAUUUGCUCCCUCUUGUUGAAAAAAUGGAUGCAACAAAGAAACAGGUGACGGAGAUUCUUUCUCAUGAUAAUGAUGCUGAUCAAAUUCUUGAAGUAUCGAGGGAUUCCUUGAUUGACACUCCUUCUACAAGUUAUCCAAUGUUGUCAGAUCAGUCAAAAGAUGAUAUCGUGCACGGACUUGUUGAUGACUUGGAGAUAAUAAUUAAAAGAUUGACAGGACCACCAUCGGAUCUAGACAUUGUCACAAUAACAGGCAUGGGUGGAAUUGGCAAAACAACACUCGCUAGAAAAGCUUAUGAUCAACUUCAAAUCAGGUAUCAUCACUUUGAUAUUCUUGCUUGGGUUACAAUAUCUCAAGAAUUUAGAGGUAGAAAUGUAUUGUUAGAAGCUUUACGUUGCAUAUCAAAGCUAACAGAUUUUAACGCAAAAGAUUAUGAUAAGAUGGAUGACAAUGAGUUAGCUGACCUGGUGCAAAAGAAGCUAAAGGGUCGAAGAUACCUUGUUGUUGUUGAUGAUAUUUGGAGUAGGGAUGUUUGGGAUAGUAUAAGAGGAAUAUUUCCUAAUUACAACAAUGGAAGUCGAAUCUUAUUGACUACUAGGGAAACUGAGGUAGCGAUGUAUGCAAAGACUAGUAGCCCUCAUGAGAUGAACCUCUUGAAUUUAGAUAACAGUUGGAAGUUACUUUGUGAUAAGGUGUUUAGACAAAAACAUGGUCAUCCUCCUGAGUUGGAAGAAGUAGGAAAGGAAAUAGUUGAAAAAUGCCAAGGAUUACCCUUGACAAUCUCAGUGAUUGCGGGACAUCUUUCUAAUAUCCCCACGACAUUAGGAGUUUGGAAGGAUACUGCACGAACCUUAAGUGAAAUUAUUGCUAGUCAUCCAGAUAAAUGCUUAGGAGUGCUCGGUUUGAGUUACCAUCACUUGCCUAAUCGCCUCAAACCUUGCUUUCUUUCUAUGAGUAAUUUCCCAGAGGAUUUUCAGGUUGAGACAUGGAGAUUGAUCCAAUUAUGGAUUGCAGAAGGUUUCAUAGGGACUUUUGGAAGUGAUAAAAGUUUGGAGGAAGUGGCGGUAGAUUAUUUGGAGGAUCUUAUUAGCAGGAACUUGAUACAACCUGGAAAAAGGAGAUUCAAUGGUGAGAUAAAAGCAUGUGGAGUACAUGAUAUACUGCGUGAGUUCUGUUUGAAAGAAGUUGAAAUGACAAAACAUAUGUAUGUUGAGAGAACAUACCCCACUCUUCCAGCACGAAAGCAUAGUGUUCGUCGCUUCAGUUUUCAAACCUUAUCUUGUUCAGUUGAUGACUGUUGUAAGCUAUUGCCCCCUAUAGCCAGAUCGAUCUACUUAUUUUCUCACUGGGAUCCUAUAAUACAUGCAUAUUUCUCUCGUUUCAACCUUCUCAGGGUAUUGGUCAUCUUCCAAAUAGAUAUAGAUCCAAAUGUAGAGUUGUCACCAUUUCCACUUGUGAUUACAAAGUUAUUUCAUUUAAGAUAUCUCCAAUUCCCAUUUCACUUUAAUAUUCCUGAAUCAAUCUCAGAGCUUCAGAAUUUGCAAACUCUAAUUUGUAGUGGUUUUCCUUCCGAUAUAACUUUACCUGUGAAGAUAUGGACGAUGAAAAACUUGAGGUAUAUACGUCUGGGGGGAUCCAAUUAUUUACCCAUUCGUAUAGGAGAAAGUACUCUCAAUUAUCUAGAGGAAUUUUCUGGACUUUGUACCACGAGUUGUACAAAUGAAGUUUUUUCUGGCAUUCCCAAUCUAAAGAGAUUGAUCAUUGAAUCACCUCUUUUCUGUAACAACUACUUGCCCAACGGACUCAUGGAUAUGUCCAGCUUGAGAAAACUCGAAGCAUUCAAGUGUAAUUGCUGGCUACAGUCUUCGCAAAACCCCAUCAAUAGUUCUGUUAUUCCAACAUCACUUAAGGAUUUUGUUUUUCCAACAUCACUUAAGAGGUUGAGUUUAAACGGUUGUAGUAAUUUUAUUUGGGAAGACAUAUCAUCAACUGUUAUGAUGUUACCAAAUCUUGAAGAGCUGAAGCUUAAAUCUUGUCGAGCCGAUGAUGACGUAUGGAUAUUGACUGAUCAAGACGAAUUCAAAAGCUUAAAGUUGUUGUUACUGAGCAGCCUAAAUCUUGACUGUUGGAAAGCAAGCAGUGAUAACUUCCCAAAUCUAAAACGCCUUGUUCUGAAGUAUUGCAACUACCUCCUAAAAAUUCCAACAGAUUUUGGGGAAAUUGCUACUUUGGAAUCAAUUGAGCUACAUGGUUGCCUCCCUAAUGCUGAGGAUUCUGCAAGAGAGAUUGAACAAGAACAAGAGGACAUGGGAAAUAAUUUCCUUAAGGUCUACAUCCGUGAUAGUCGCUGUAAGUACUAAAAAAAGUUCUUCGAUUCUUUCAUCUUUGUUAAAUCUUACUUUGAAAUUAAGUUGAAGACUUCUACUUUUGGAUAAGUAUCUAUGUUUUCACAUUUUGAAUCUGUUUUCCUCUGAUCAAUUAUUAUAAGUGUUUUUCAUCGAUGGGCGGUGCUUUCACACACUGUUCAUCAAAUGAGAACCUCACCAAUCCAUGAAAUUCAUCUUGUUUACGUAGUAUGCAUUUCUGGAUCAUUGUCAAUAGUCAUAAUGCAUAAACAUGCUCUUAAACUUGGUCUGCACUGACAUUUAUGUCCUCCAACUUGCGAUGUGCACAAGUAUAUGCACUUAAACUUGUAU